Eufriesea mexicana is the source of this 3099-nucleotide messenger RNA. RefSeq names its product tumor protein D54. The transcript has 6 exons. The record is from RefSeq and is a predicted model, not a curated record. Lineage: Eukaryota; Metazoa; Arthropoda; Insecta; Hymenoptera; Apidae. Bases 104 to 1207 code for a protein of 367 amino acids. Gene Ontology annotation, cellular component: cytoplasm.
CGAUCUAUUCUCCGAACGCUGUCGAUAACUAACCUUACUUAUCCAGUCCGAUUCGUAACCGAGACCGUUCGAGCUUCGGAAAAAAGUGAUUCGUCGUGUUGACAUGAAAACCAAUAUGCCGGACGUUAAGCAGGAAACGGGUAAAAUCGAAGACCUCCGGGGGUUGUUAAAACAAGGUUUGAGAUCGAGAGUGUGUCAAGAGCACGGCGAGCAGGAUUGUCCGAGUGAAAAUGAACACGAGUUCGACUCGCUGGAGUAUGAGGAAGAUGUUUAUUACUCAAAUCUGACGGCAACCCCGAGCUUCGAUGACAUCGAUGAGCUGAGUGACGAUGCCGACGAAAUUGUGGUUCAUUGCUGGCGGGAUUCGAACGGUGAUAUAGACGAGAUCGUAGUGGACGACGCGAAUUUGUCGGUGGAAACACAGUUUUUAACGUCUGACAGCGAAGACGGCGCCACUGGUCGCGGUCGGAAGAAAAAGAAAUCGGUUCGAGUGAUAUUCCAGGACUUCUCGAAACCGUAUCUGGCCAAGAUCAGUAACAGUCAGAAUUACAAGAAGUUCCUCGAAUUGGUAAAAGGAGAAGACGCUAACCUUCACUCGUCUGGUUAUAUCUCGCCAACGUCGGAUAACGUGGUGAACGAGCUGCAAGGACUUUCAAUAGAGGAGCAAAAUCGUCAAAAGGAGGAAUGGAGCGCGGAAUUGGCCAAAGUGGAGGAGGAGAUUCAGACCCUGAGGCACGUGCUGGCGAACAAGAUCAGAGUCUCUCAAGACCUGAAGAGGAAGCUGGGCAUCAGCGUUUGGAAGGAGAUCACCGAUGACGUGAAUCAGGGCUUCAAAAACGUUAAGGAGAGUCAAGUUUAUCAGAACAUCGGCGAGAAACUCGGUCAGUUCACCAAGGCGGUCUCCGAGAACACUUUAUUCCAAAAGACAGAGUCUGUGUUCAAGACCACGGCUGAGAAGACCACCAGCAUUCUUGGAGGAUUUGGAAGUGGAUUAUCCAUGAAGCUUGGCCAGAUGCGCAACUCUGACAGUUUUCGUUCCUUGGAAGAACGAGUUGGCUCUGCCUAUGAAAACAUGAAGACGAAAGUCGUGCCUUCAAGAUCCAGCUCAAUGCAGAGUUUCAACGACAUACUUCGAGACUCCGAAUCGUUACGCUCAGCACCAUCAGCAACCAGCCCGACCAUCCCGGAAGACAAGCUCCUCUCUUAGAGUUGGGCCUCUCGAGUCUACAUCGAUUUCUGCCUCUUCUCUGCGUAACAUGCUGACGCGUCGAUUUCUGAUGCCGACGUUUCGCCCUAUGCUACUCACUAUCACUUCUCACUGCGUAUUGCUAUUAAUCAGGGCUAUGCGAUGUCGUAUACAUAUUCGGUCGUCUAUAAUAAGAAAAAAGAAAAAAGAAAAAGAAAAAAAAAAUAUAAAUCACUUAUGGAAAAGAGUGACGAAAGUUGGCUUUGCAGAACUCGGUCAAUAUGGUACAACGACUCGGAUGAUUUGUGUAUUUUGAAUAUCUCUUCGUGUGCACAAACCUAUGUAGGACAUUGAACAUUGUUAAAAUUAGAGUUGUAACUUGAUUCUUCUUUGUGACUUUAUAAGUUUCACGAUGGGUUUGUUGAAGCGAGAGAUAAUUUACGAUUUCAUUUUUUCUUUUUUUUAUAUAUAUAUAUGUAUUGAUUAUAAAUGAUUACUGAACUCGUGUACAACGCAAGAAAAAACAUUCUAUUGAUUUUUAAUGCGUCGUGACAUUUUUAUUUUUUUUUCUUCGUUCAAAUUUCUUCUUCUUCUCUUUUUGAAAAAAAGGUGCAGGAUUUUUAUGUUAGUCAACGCGCAUAGUUAGUAUUUGUGAUGCUUGUCAGCGUUGUGUAUCUGGAUUUUACGUUUCCCCAAAUCAAGGUCAUGUUACUCAAGAAGAUGGCAAUUGAUUUCCUUACUUUAUCGAACUUAUUUGCACUAUAGCGAGUUUUGUAACGUAUAAUAUAAUAUAUCGUUGAUACGUACCUUAAUGUUCAGCGUUUCAACCUGUUUUUGCACCACAAAUUCGUGAAAGUAGGCACACACGCUUUGAAUAGAUAUUUUACUCUGGUGGCGUUUUUCUCGCAUAUCCUUUUCGGGAUAUCGAUAAUCUUACAUCAGAAACGGUAAAUCGAUGUAUUCCUAUGACAUACAUUUCUGACUAUCAGUGUUCUUCAGUAAGACUCGUGCUUCGACAAUACUAUCUAUUUUUGUGUGGUACAAGAGGAUCAAUCUCUCUAAAAAAAAAAAAAGAAAAGAAAAAAACAAUUCGAAUUCUUGCAAUAACGUUCAUAGAGAUUUCAGGAUUAAUUUACGCGGGACACAGGUGGCCGCCAUUACUUUUCUGUUUAUUGAAUUUAUUUCAAAUAUACCACUAAAGUAUUUAUCAUUGUACGUUACUAUAUGUCGUUAUAACUAUAUUAUAAAACAUUCUAUAACUUGUUGCACUUAAUUGAAAAUAAUGUCGAUCUUAGUAAAUGAAGCUACUAUAGCAAUCACGAACACGACAAUUUAUUCGAAUCGGAUCGUUCUAAGAAUUAAACGUAAAUUCUAACCUAACCUUGUUAUGUAAUGAUCAGAUUCUUAUCGUCGAUGUACUUUAAUGUGUAUUAACAAGGAUUGUUUUCGUCUAAAAGAGUUUAUGAAGAUUGUAAAGAUGGUUUGGAACAGUAGUCAAUGGAAGAACGAGGCUCCCCGUGUUCCGUGAUCAUUGAGCCUUAUGAAUGACUUUAUAAAAACGCGUGUAAGACCGAUCUAACUGCAAAUUGACUAGGAAAGCGAAGAAUAUUUUUUACUAAGCUCUAUAAUGAAAUUACGUGGCGCGGAUGUGCGGUGACCAAGAGCGCGUUUGCUUAUUUUACAGAUUCGUUAACUUAAAGAAUCAAACACAACAUAUAAGUACAUAUUCACAUACACACAUGCAUUUUUUUUGCAUAUUUAACGAGCUAUCUGUCAUUGAAUUUAAUCACUACGAAUGUGUCGUAAAUCUGCGCUCAUAUCGUCAUCGACAACCUGCUACAUGAUCUACUUGUUCAUAUUGGUGAAUAAAUUAUUUUAAAAAAUGCUACACGUGAAGAGCGAUUUUUCACCCA